CUUGCCUUCAGAGCUUUUUUAACUUUACGUUUAUAUAAACGUAGGUAUAACGUCUAUUUACGUUUGGAUAUUAGACAAUGAAUGAUGGCAUCAGUAUUUUAGAUGGAGAGUUUCAGAUUCUCCCCGUGACGCCAAACUUGUAUGAUGAAGUUGAAGAGAUGCUGGUCAAUAUUUCAGUGAACCAAGAAUACGGAUGUCUGAUCACCAAUCUGAAGGAGUCUCCAUUAGCCAUAUCCGAGCUGCGUAACUUGAUUAGACACAUCCUUUCCUUAGGACUUUCUUUCGCCAUACGUCAUGUGGAGAGUGGGAUAGUUGUGGCCGGUAUCGCUAACAUUAUAUUUAAUGUGAAAAGGAAGAACUUAUAUUACGAUAUUAGAGACCAGAUCAGAAGCCCAAAUAUGAUCAAGUAUAUUAAGUUGUGGGAUGCAGUCGAAUCGAGCUUGGAUGUCAAUGAGCAUUUUCAGAUGGACAGUACUAUGGAUGUAGAAUACAUGGGCACUUUGCAAAACUUUAGGCGACGCGGUCUGGCUAAAAUUUUGUGCCAGCAUACCAUUGAUUUCGCGACGCUCAUGUCCAAGGGAAAGCUUCCUUCAGAAGUGUUCGCCCGGAUGCCUGAGGAGGUGCAGAUUGAAAGACCAAAGGCCGUUGUCACUGUAGCCACUUCGCUAACUGCUAGAAAAAUUGGCCACAUCCUGGGAAUGCAAACGGUUCAUACAUGGAAUUUCUCCGAGCUAAGAUCUUUAGGGGAUAUAAUCACAGACCGCACCGACGGUGAGUCUUCCCAAUAUGCAGAGCUGCAAAUAAUUCAAAUUUAAUUAUGUUUGAAAAAAUAAAUAUUAAUUUGAAAGUUUA
This is a messenger RNA of Drosophila takahashii, 852 nucleotides long. RefSeq lists its product as uncharacterized. The record is from RefSeq and is a predicted model, not a curated record. NCBI's taxonomy places the organism in Eukaryota, Metazoa, Arthropoda, Insecta, Diptera, Drosophilidae. Gene Ontology annotation, molecular function: N-acetyltransferase activity.